This is a messenger RNA of Populus trichocarpa (black cottonwood), 5032 nucleotides long. RefSeq lists its product as uncharacterized. NCBI's taxonomy places the organism in Eukaryota, Viridiplantae, Streptophyta, Magnoliopsida, Malpighiales, Salicaceae. The record is from RefSeq and is a predicted model, not a curated record. Gene Ontology annotation, biological process: DNA integration. The coding region runs from base 1 to 5004 and encodes 1667 amino acids. Gene Ontology annotation, molecular function: nucleic acid binding; RNA-DNA hybrid ribonuclease activity. The transcript is spliced from 5 exons.
AUGCCAGUGGAAAAGAAGGGUUUUAUUGGAAGGAAGAGAGAAGGCGAUGUUAACAAUUUGGAAGACGGGUAUAAGGGCAAGAAAGUAGAUUCCCACAAUCCACAACCCGAUUUAACUUGUGAGUACCAUGCGGGUAAUCCCGGGCAUGGGAUUGAAACCUGUUAUGCUUUCAAGAAAAGAUUGCUGGAGCUUAUUAAGAUAGGAUGGGUAUCCUUUGAAGACAAGCCCAAUGUUAAUUCAAACCCGUUGCCUAAGCAUGCUUCAAGUAGUAGUGGAAUAGGCAUGAUAGAAGUUGGAAAUCAAUGCAAGGUGCUGAAGGUGUCUAUGGAAAAGAUGUACUACAUGUUAGUACGAUCAGGAUUUCUAGAGGCAAAUAUGGAAGGCCAUUCGGAGGGAGGUAGUUAUUGUGAGUUCCAUGGAAGAGAUGGACACUAUAUUGAGGAUUGCAUCGAGUUUUGCGAAAAGAUUGCAAAAAUGUUAAAAAUGGGGCAAUUGAGAAUUGAACCCAUGGAGAACAGGGGUGAGGUGAGUAUGAUGGAAGGCCAGAUGGAGAUGACAGGAGUAUGCAGGGUCCAACAAACAGCUAAUGGUCCCCCAAGGCUAAUCUUGGUUAAACCGUCCCACACAAAAGGGAGUCACAAUGCCAUGCCUUAUAAUUAUGGUUAUGCCUCCAACGUUCAAGCUCCUCUUCCUUUGUUCCAGACUGAGAUAAGUGGGUUGACCAGGAGUGGUCGUUGCUUUACUUCCGAGGAGUUGAGGAAGGAAAAGGGUAAAGAAGUGGUAGAUCUUGACAAAGCACUAGAAGUUAAUAAGCCAGUAACAGAAGAGGAGUCGAAUGAAUUCCUGAAGUUGAUCAAGCAUAUGGGAAGGAUCCAUGCAACUAAUUACCUGUACUUCACGGCUGAUGAGCUUGAUGCUGAAGGUACCGGACAUAACAAGCCCUUAUACAUUACGGUUAGGUGUAAGGAUUGCCUCAUAGGAAAAGUACUCAUUGAUAAUGGCUCGGCCCUUAACGUGUUGCCAAAGCACAUGUUGGAAGAAAUGCCGAUCGAUGAAUCCCAUAUAAAGCCAAGUACUAUGAUGGCCAGAGCGUAUGAUGGCUCACCUAGGCCAAUAAUUGGGACUCUAGAAGUGGAGCUAUAUGUGGGACCACAAAUGUUCCUAGUAACACUUCAAGUUAUGGAUAUCCAUCCUUCCUAUAUGCUAAGAAGGCCAAGGAUCUCAGAAGCAGCAAGGAUGGCAAGUCUAUGCUUUUUGAACCGCGGGAUCCCAUUUCAGUAUAACUUUAUUAUCAGGAUACCAGAAGGGGUUAAUCUGGCAAGGAUGAAAAGUGCUGCUCAAAAAUUUGGGUUAGGGUACCAACCUAACCAAAAGGAUUAUCGGUGGGCUGCUGGUCGGAGAAGGGCAAGAAGGAUGGCUAGAAUUAAAGGAAGAGAGCCUGAUGAAGAAAAGCUAGAAAUCCCUCCCCUUAGCGUGUCAUUCCCAAAAGCUGCAUACAUAAUGCAACAUGAUAAAGAAGCCGAAAGCCUUGAUCAAGAGCUGUCAAACAUGAGCAUAAAUACCUUGGGGGAAAACAAGGUGGAAGGAGAUGACAUGAAGACAGUAGCAAGAAAGGGAGACGAAGCACUCCCACAACUGACGGUCUACACCAUAGAAGAAGUCUCCGCCAAGACCUUUGUGCGCAAGCUAGUAGAACAACAGGAACAAACUUGGAAACCUGCUGCAGAGGAACUCGAAACCAUCAAUGUGGGUAGUGAUCAGCUCAAGAAAGAGUUGAAAAUAGGUACCUUAGUUACUUCUGAACAAAGGACAAAAAUGAUCGCCCUGUUACAAGAAUAUGCAGAUGUCUUUGCUUGGUCUUAUGAAGAUAUGCCCGGUUUGGACACAAAUAUUGUAGUACACAAGAUACCAUUGGAAGAAGGUUGUAAACCAGUCAAACAGAAGCUGAGGAGGGCCCACCCGGAUGUCUGGAUCAAGGUCAAGGCAGAACUCGAGAAGCAAUGGGAUGCUGGUUUUCUAGAAGUAGUUAAAUAUCCACAAUGGGUAUCUAACAUUGUUGUGGUGCCUAAGAAGGAGGGGAAGAUUAGAGUAUGCGUGGAUUUUCGGAAUUUGAAUAAAGCUAGCCCCAAGGAUGAUUUUCCUCUACCACACAUAGAUGUUUUGGUGGACAACGCGGCCCGGAGUUCCACAUAUUCCUUUAUGGAUGGUUUUUCAGGAUACAACCAGAUAAAAAUGGCUCCAGAGGAUAAGACGAAAACAACUUUUGUCACACCGUGGGGGACAUUCUGCUAUAAGGUCAUGCCAUUUGGAUUGAAGAAUGCAGGAGCAACCUAUCAAAGAGCAAUGGUGACUUUGUUCCACGACAUGAUGCACAAGGAAAUUGAGGUGUAUGUAGACGACAUGAUUGCCAAGUCUAAAAGAGGAGAGGAUCAUGUUGAAGUUUUGAGGAAGUUGUUUGAGAGAUUGAGGAAGUAUGAAUUAAGGCUCAAUCCUGCAAAAUGUUCAUUUGGAGUUAAAUCAGGUAAGCUGUUAGGAUUUGUGGUAAGUGAUAGAGGUAUAGAGGUGGAUCCAGAUAAAGUAAGGGCCAUCCAAGCUAUGUCAUCCCCUAAGACGGAGAAGGAAGUAAGAGGAUUCUUGGGAAGGAUAAACUACAUUGCUCGGUUCAUAGCUCAGUUAACAACGACGUGUGAACCAAUAUUCCGACUACUAAGGAAAAAGAAUCCUGGAACCUGGAAUGAGGAGUGUGAGGAGGCAUUCAAUAAAAUCAAGCAUUAUUUACAAAAUCCACCUUUACUGGUUCCUCCGGUAUCAGGAAAACCUCUAGUACUAUAUCUAACAGUAACUGAAGCAGCCAUGGGAUGUGUAUUGGGUCAGCAUGAUGAAACCGGAAGGAAGGAAAGAGCUAUUUAUUACUUAAGCAAGAAAUUCACUGAAUGUGAGUCUAGAUACACGGAGAUAGAAAGGCUUUGUUGUGCGUUGGUGUGGGCAGCAAAGAGGUUGCGGCAUUAUAUGUUAUACUAUACCACUUGGUUGAUUUCAAAAGUGGAUCCUCUGAGGUACAUUUGUAACAAGCCAUUUCUCUCAAGUCGAAUUGCAAGGUGGCAAGUGCUAUUAGCAGAAUAUGACAUAGUGUACAUGACAAGGAAAGCCGUAAAAGGAAGUGCAAUCGCGGACCAUCUGGCUGAUAAUGCUGUUGAAGAUUACGAACCUUUGGAUUUUGACUUUCCUGAUGAAGAUAUAUUGUCAAUAGAGAAAGAAGAAGAGAAGACAGAUUGGUGGACGAUGUUUUUUGACGGUGCAGUGAAUGUAUAUGGUAAUGGGGCCGGUGCGGUAAUAAUCUCUCCAGAUAAGAAACAGUAUCCAGUUUCGGUUAAACUACAUUUCGAGUGCACCAACAACACAGCUGAGUAUGAAGCUUGUAUCCUCGGGUUAGAAGCGGCAUUAGAGUUGAAGAUAAAGAAGUUAGAUGUAUAUGGAGAUUCAAUGUUGAUUAUCUGUCAGGUUAAAGGGGAAUGGCAGACUAAGGAGGAAAAGUUAAGGCCGUACCAAGAAUACCUAUCCACGCUAGCAAGGGAAUUUGAAGAAAUUAGAUUCACCCAUCUGGGAAGGGAGGGGAAUCAUUUUGCGGAUGCUUUGGCCACACUAGCUGCUAUGACUACCAUUGAUCUCAAGUGCAAAGUACAACCGGUACACAUUGACAUUAGAAAUGACCCAGCUCAUUGUUGCUUAGUUGAAGGAGAGAUAGACGGACAACCUUGGUAUUAUGAUAUCAAGAACCUUGUGCAAAAUCAGGAAUAUCCGAUGGGAGCUUCCAAAACGGAUAAGAAAACCUUGAGAAGGUUGGCUAUAGACUUCUAUUUAGAUGGAGAGAUUUUGUACAAAAGAUCAUUUGAUGGAACCCUGCUAAGGUGUUUGAAUGAGGCAGAUGCUAGAAAGGCAUUGCGGGAGGUCCAUGAGGGGAUUUGCUCAACCCAUGCUAGCGGACAUAUGAUAGCAAGGAAAAUCCAAAGGGCUGGUUAUUUUUGGAUGACACUAGAGAAGGACUGUAUCGACUAUGUCAGGAAAUGUCAUAAAUGUCAAGUUUACAGUGACAAGGUCAAUAUGCCACCAGCUCCUCUAUUUAAUCUGAUAUCUCCUUGGCCAUUUGCAAUGUGGGGAAUCGACGUGAUCGGACCUGUUAACCCAAAAGCUAGCAACGGUCAUAGAUUCAUCCUUGUGGCUAUUAACUACUUCACCAAAUGGGUGGAAGCUAAUUCGUAUGCCCAUGUAACACAGAAGGUAGUGAAGAGGUUCAUAGAAAAGGAUUUGAUUUGUCGAUAUGGUCCUCCGGAAAAGAUAGUGACAGAUAAUGCACAGAAUUUCAAUGGCAAAAUGAUAGUGGAGCUGUGUACUAAAUGGAAAAUCAAGCAUUCGAAUUCCUCACCAUACCGACCAAAAAUGAAUGGCGCAGUAGAAGCCGCCAACAAGAACAUCAAGAAGAUUAUUCAGAAAAUGGUAGUCACAUACAGAGAUUGGCAUGCGAUGUUGUCAUUCGCUCUUCACGCAUACCGCACUACAGUUAGGACCUCGACGGGAACAACUCCAUAUUCUUUGGUGUACGGUAUGGAAGCAGUGAUGCCUUUGGAAGUAGAAAUCCCGUCGUUAAGAGUAUUGAUGGACUCCGAAUUAGAAGAGGCCGAGUGGGCCAAAGUGAGAUAUGAGCAACUGAACUUGAUCAGUGAAAAGAGGAUGGCUGCAACAUGUCAUCACCAACUGUACCAGAAACGAAUGGCCAAGGCAUAUGAUAAGAAGGUUAGACCGCGGUUGUUUCAAGAAGGGGAUCUAGUAUUGAAGAAAAUAUUGUCACUACCUGGAGACGAUCAAAGCAAAUGGGCACCGAAUUACGAAGGUCCUUACAUAGUAAAGAAGGCAUUCUCAGGAGGAGCACUGAAGUUGGCUAGAAUGGAUGGAGAAGACCUAGCUCGACCUGUGAAUUCUGACUCUGUAAAAAGAUAUUAUGCUUGAUGUAGGCUCCUAAAUCAAUAAAGCAAAG